AGCAGACAGCACUACAGCAUUGGCAUUAUCAGUUCAGACAACAAGAAUCAACUGUGAGAGGGUGGGCAUCUGCUUGCCUUCUUUGCUCCCUGCUUUCAUACACUGCGUCGCCUACAAAAAAAUGCACCAUGUCCAACCGCGAACAUCGCAUCGCCGGCGCCGUCGACAGCCUCAUCGCCCAUCUCGUGCCCAGUGACCCGGACGAAGAUGAGGCCGUCGCGCAGGAGAGGUACGACAACUGUUUCGAACUGGUGAAUGCCAUUAUACAUGGUCCCGCUUCACCCGCCAGCUCUUCCGACGUCAACCACGCAUCCGACUCGAUCAAGAGGAAGCUGAUCCAGACGGACCCGAGCCAGGCCCUCCGUUUCUCCAACCUCUACACCCGCCUGCUGUCCCUGCCCGUCCUCAACCAGAAAUGGGCAAUCCUCCAUCUCCUGUACCGGCUCGCCGAUUCUCCCGAUCCCAACGAACCUUUGCCCCUCAGCCCGCCCCCACCACCACCACAGUCUCGACCGCAACCGCAGUCGCAACCGCAGUCGCAACGCCAGUCACAGUCCUCCACUCGCUCCCAGAAUGAUGCCGUCUCAAGGAGACAAGAGGAGGCCCGGUCUUCGAGGCCUGCUUCCACCGUGUCCAGGGCGGACGAGGAUGUCAUCCGUGACGCCUUCGCAUCUGAAGCUCUAAACAAGAUCCCUCCGCCAAAGCUUCCACGCGCAGUGCCUGCCGCUGCUAUCGACGAAAAAAGAAAAGGCUCCCCAGAUGAGCCUCCCGCAAGUCCCAAGAGGAGGAAUGUGGCACUCAAAUCGACCCUGCUAGCAGACAGCUACACCCACAUCGACCCCUCCGAGACGGCCCUGUUGCGGGACCUCCCCUUCACCCUCCAGGGUUUAUCUUCCACCACGCUGCCCUUCUCGAAGCGAGAGACUACGAGUACCCCCGACACUCUUGUCCUGCCGUCCACCCUGCCGGCCCCCAUCAUCUCGCUUCUCCAUACCCUCGCCGAACCUUCGUUGCUCUACCGGCGCCUGGAUGCCUUCGUCAAGUCGCCCGCCCAGGGCCUGCUACGCCAGAGCCUUCGUGCUGCCGUCGCCCAAGAGCUGCGCGCCUACCUGACCCUCGUCGCCACCCUCGAAGGCCAGAUCCGCCGCACCCUCUCCACCCUCGACGACUCUGCUCCCAAGGGCGGCAUCGGUAAGGCUGGCGUCACCCUGAAACGCUGCGUCGUCUGGACCAGAGAGGCCACCAUGGGUCUGCGCCUCAUGAGCCUGCUGGCCGAGGAAUCCGAAAACAAGAGAGGCGGCCAGCUCAUCUCCCUCAUCCACGCCUUCUCCUCCUCCCACGGCGACCCCAUGGUGGCCGCCUUCGCCGAGAGGCUGCUCGUGCACGUCACAAAGCCCUUCUAUGACAUGUUGCGCCGCUGGAUCUACGACGGCGAGCUCCUCGACCCGUACUGCGAGUUCUUCGUCAAAGAGCCCGCCACCACCACCGCCACCACUACCGCCACCACUACUACCACCACGCGCCGCGGGGCGGAAGACGCCCAAAACGCGGGCGCCGCCGGCAACGUCUGGGAGGACAAGUACGAGAUCGACAAGGACAUGAUCCCCACCAUCAUCACCCAAGACUUCGCCCAGAAGGUCUUCCUCAUCGGCAAGUCCCUCAACUUCAUCCGCCACAGCUGCCGCGAUUCGCAGUGGGUCGAGGAUUACUCCAAGGACGCCUCCAAGGACCUCCGCUACGGCGACACCGAGACCCUGGAAGCCUGGAUCGACGAGGCCUACAAGACCACCAUGCAGCGCCUCAUCCACCUCAUGGCCGACAAGUUCCACGUCUUCGAGCACCUCCAGGCCCUCAAGAACUACAUCCUCCUGGGCCAGGGCGACUUCAUCGCCCUCCUCAUGGAAUCCCUCGCCGCCAACCUCGACCGCCCCGCCGGCGCCCAGUACCGCCAUACCCUCACCGCCCAACUCGAGCACGCCAUCCGCGGCUCCAACGCCCAGUACGACUCGCCCGAGGUCCUCCGCCGCCUCGAUGCCCGCAUGCUGCAGCUCUCCCACGGCGACAUCGGCUGGGACUGCUUCACCCUCGAGUACAAGAUCGACGCCCCCGUCGACGUCGUCGUCACCGAGUGGGGCAACCGCCAGUACCUCAAGGUCUUCAACUUCCUCUGGCGCAUCAAGCGCGUGGAGUUCGCCCUCGCCUCCACCUGGCGCAAAUCCAUGACCGGCUCCCGCGGCGUCCUCCAGAACUCCGACCCGGACGUCGUCCAGACCUGGAAGGCCACCCGCGCCGUCCUCGCCGAGAUGAUCCAUUUCGUCGGUCAGCUGCAGUACUACAUCCUCUUCGAGGUCAUCGAGUCCUCCUGGGGCGAGCUCCAGAAGCGGAUCCGCCGGGAAGGCUGCACCCUCGACGACCUCAUCGAAGCCCACGCCCGCUACCUCAACGACAUCACUCAUAAGGGCCUUCUCGGCGCCAAACGCGUGGCUCCUCGCGGCGCCCACCCGUCCACAUCGUCGGACCCCAACAACAACAACAGCAACAACCCUUCCUCCGCCGCCUCCGGCGAGGACGACCGCACCUCGUACUUGGCGCAGCUGGGCGACCUCCUCCGCACCAUGCUGGCCUACCGCGACUCCGUCGACGGGCUCUACUCCUGGUCCGUAUCCGACUUCACCCGCCGCCAGGAAGCCGACCUCCGCUUCUCCAGCAACCGUCGUCGUAGUCACCGCCGCCCCCCCUCCACCCUCGACGACGACGACCAUCACCACCACCACCACCACACUCCUAGUACCUCCGCCGUCUCAUCCGAGCUACCCCUCCUGCAGGACCGCCUCCGCCAGCUCGCCACCUCGUUCCGUUCCCGCCUGCAGAUCCUCCUCGGCGACCUCGCCUACCAGCCCGACGUCGACAUGCGCUUCCUGGGCGUCUCCAUGAACUUCAACGAUGUCUACCAGCCUGCGCGGCGGAAGCCCAAAGUCCUUCCGUCCGCCACUGCUGCUGCUGCUGCUGCUGCUGCGCCGGGGUCGGCGUCCGUCUCGGAAGGAAAGGCAGCGGCUGGGGCCUCAACAACAGGGAAGGCGCAAGGAAGUUCUUCCAGAAUGUAAAGAAAGACGAACGGAAACGGGGACGAGGGGGAUAGCAUUGCUUCAGCCGCAAAAGGUGAAGUAAAACAGGAAUUAUAUUCAAUCGGAGGGACAUUAGGGGCUGGUUUUUCAGCUGGGGGGACGGUGUUUUUAACGCACGACUUUGCUAUUUCCCAGAGAGACAAAAGGUAUAUGGGUUUCCUACUAACUCGGGUAAAGGGGAGAGAGAGAACUUGAGAACCCAUCUUGACAUAAAUCAAGCAUCGCGUCUCCAUGAUUUUCCAUCUGGCAGCAUUGCCGUGUGAGUCCGCUCUGAAUCAGACCUGCCCAAACAACUUCGGGAUCUGCAAGACGGCACAAUUCAAGCAAGUCGCAAACAAGGGC
Molecule: messenger RNA, 3467 nt
Organism: Sodiomyces alkalinus F11
Lineage: Eukaryota; Fungi; Ascomycota; Sordariomycetes; Glomerellales; Plectosphaerellaceae
Exons: 2
Coding region: 129-3104 (991 amino acids)
Biological process (GO): mitotic cell cycle; spindle assembly; meiotic cell cycle
Cellular component (GO): spindle pole; gamma-tubulin small complex; mitotic spindle pole body
Molecular function (GO): microtubule minus-end binding; gamma-tubulin binding
Source: RefSeq, a predicted model, not a curated record